AUGGCGGCCACUGCUCCGGAGUCACAAACCCGCCCCGCCCCGGGGCCGGCCCCGGACCCGGUCUCCUUCAUCCGCGUCCGCACCACCGUCCCGCGACGCCCGUUACCACCCAACGCGGUGCGCCAGCCCAUCUACACAGAGCGCCUGGUCCUGCGCACGUUGACCAUGGAUGACCUGCCCGACGUGCGCAUCCUUCGCACCCAACCCGAGGUCAUGCAUUGGACGGCGGCCGGUGUGCCGGACGGAGAUUUAGAGCAGACCCGCUCCAGGUUAAUGCCAUUCCUGCCGCCCGGCGACGGGGUGACGUACAACUUUGGCAUCUACGACCGCGCUACGGGCGAGUUUGUGGGCAUGGGGGGCAGCCACCAGUUCCGGUCCAGCCUGGGGUGGCCGGAAAUCGGGUAUAUGAUCAAGAAGGAGUACUGGGGGAAAGGGUUGGGGACGGAGUUGGUGAAGGGUUGGCUCGGCGCGUGGGAAGCGCUGGAGAGGGAGGAGGUUGAACUUGAGGUGGAUGCGAGGACGAUCGAUGAGGAAGAGAAAGCGGCUGUCGCUGCUAGCGGAGGGCUGGUUAGGGAGCGGCUCAUUGCAAUAACGGCAACGGGGAAUGACAAGAGUCAGGGUGUGUUGCAGAAAGCUGGGUUUGAAUGGUUUUUGACGUGGUUGGCUCUGGAUUCAGUAAAAGGGUCCGGACCCGAAAGCUUGAUCGAGCUGCCUUCGUUCAGGUACUUUACUCAAGGGAAGAAGAGCGAGUGA
Molecule: messenger RNA, 753 nt
Organism: Dichotomopilus funicola
Lineage: Eukaryota; Fungi; Ascomycota; Sordariomycetes; Sordariales; Chaetomiaceae
Product: GNAT domain-containing protein
Exons: 1
Coding region: 1-753 (250 amino acids)
Molecular function (GO): acyltransferase activity, transferring groups other than amino-acyl groups
Source: RefSeq, a predicted model, not a curated record